UAACUAGUCUGUUACACCACAGAAAAGAACUGGCCUAGCAAUAAAACACUGCAACAAUAUUACGUUAUUCAGAUACAUUAUUUGUCUGCAAUCCAAUCAAGCCAAUCAUCAAGUAAUGAGUAGAAAUUACCGAGCAUAAGCUUCCAGAAGUACCAGGCCUGCUUGUUCAAAUUUAGCCUGCUGUUUUGUUGUCCUUCUAAGCGAUGUUUUCAUUUUCUUCUUUAACUGGAGCAACAGAUGUUCACUGUGAGAGUAGUACUAAAGUCUAACACUGUAAGACACUAGAUGGUGCCAAUUUUUCCUCUUCUCAUCUGCCUUUGUGUAAAGAGAGAGACUGCAGAUUGUUCAUUGCUAGGGGUGUAACGAUACGCUCAGGACAUGAUACGAUGUUUGCAACGGUUGUUGUGCUGCGAGUAGCAAAAUCAUUAAAUGUGGUUGAUUUCCCAGAUUUUGAUAGGCAUGUACCUCAUAAGGUAUUACCACUCCCUUUUCUGUAUGUGGGAAAUCAGUUAACAGGCCUGUUUGGAACAAAACAACUGAAUCUGCCAAUGUUUACUGUGCUCAGACGAUUCUCCAUUUUAUUCACAAUGCUGUUUGAGGGUUACCUCCUAAAAAAGAAGUUUUCAUGGUCUAUAAAGGCAACCGUAUUUACCAUGAUCCUAGGAGCUUUUAUUGCUGCAAGUACAGAUUUAGCUUUUGACCUCCAUGGAUAUGUGUUCAUUACACUUAACAACAUUCUGACUGCUGCUAAUGGGGCUUAUAUGAAACAAAAACUGGACUCCAAGGAACUUGGAAAAUAUGGGCUGCUGUAUUACAAUGCUUUAUUCAUGAUUAUUCCCACUAUUAUUUUAGCAUACUUAACCGGAGACAUUCAGAAAACUUUGGAGUAUGAUGGUUGGACUGACAUUUUCUUUGUGAUUCAGUUUGUGUUAUCAUGUGUAAUGGGGUUUAUACUCAUGUACUCAAUUAUGUUAUGCACCCAUUACAACUCUGCUUUGACGACUACAAUUGUUGGAUGUAUCAAGAAUAUCUUAGUGACUUACAUUGGAAUGGUGUUUGGUGGAGAUUACAUCUUUACUUGGGUUAACUUUAUCGGCCUAAACAUCAGCAUUGCUGGCAGUCUUGUGUACACGCACAUCACUUUCACUAAGGAACAAAAAAAAACAAGUUGAUGGAACAUGAAUAAAUUGGAUAGUAGGAGAAUGUUGAUGAUACUCAUGGGAAUCAAGAACCCAGCCAGCAGUGUGUAAAGUCUCAAUUCUCAGCGUCUUGAGUACAACAGUGACCAUCAAUUUUUUCAGCAACUGUGGUAUUUUUCAUUAAACCUUUCUUGUUGACAGUU
Molecule: messenger RNA, 1342 nt
Organism: Megalobrama amblycephala (Wuchang bream)
Lineage: Eukaryota; Metazoa; Chordata; Actinopteri; Cypriniformes; Xenocyprididae
Gene: slc35d1b
Product: solute carrier family 35 member D1b
Exons: 12
Coding region: 387-1172 (261 amino acids)
Cellular component (GO): Golgi apparatus
Molecular function (GO): GDP-fucose transmembrane transporter activity; antiporter activity
Source: RefSeq, a predicted model, not a curated record